This is a messenger RNA of Dromaius novaehollandiae (emu), 7298 nucleotides long. RefSeq names its product membrane associated guanylate kinase, WW and PDZ domain containing 2 (gene MAGI2). The record is from RefSeq and is a predicted model, not a curated record. Gene Ontology annotation, cellular component: cytoplasm; cell-cell junction; dendrite. Gene Ontology annotation, biological process: signal transduction; receptor clustering. The coding region runs from base 374 to 5098 and encodes 1574 amino acids. The transcript is spliced from 24 exons. NCBI's taxonomy places the organism in Eukaryota, Metazoa, Chordata, Aves, Casuariiformes, Dromaiidae. Gene Ontology annotation, molecular function: beta-1 adrenergic receptor binding; signaling receptor complex adaptor activity; SMAD binding.
UCCCUCCUUCCUCCCCUCCCUCCUUCCCCGCUGCCAGUUUCUGUACAACUAGUACACACGCACGCAGAGGCAGGGUCCCGGCCGCGGCGGCUGCCAUGGAUAUCAGCUAAAGCGGCGGCCGCCGGGCGGGCAGGGCAGGGCAGGGCAGAGGCGCUCCCGUGCCCCUCCGUCGCCCCGCGGGGCCGCGGCCAGCGGUGCCACCCAGCCGGCCGGCGCCGGCCGCAGCCUCCCCCUUCCCUUCCCUUCCCUGCGCUGCGCGCCGCUCCCCGCCCCGCCCCGGCCCCCCGGAGAGGAGCCCGGCGCAAGGGGGGUGGGCAGGAAAGAAAUAGGAACCAAAUAGCGAGAGGGAGUCGGGCAGCGCAUCCCCACGGCAAUGUCCAAGGGCUUGAAGAAGAAAAGCCACUGGACGAGCCGAGUCCACGAGAUUGUCAUAGUGAGGAACCAGGAGGGGCAGCUGGGCUUCGAGCUGAAGGGGGGCGCCGAGAACGGGCAGUUCCCCUACCUGGGCGAGGUGAAGCCCGGCAAGGUGGCCUAUGAGGGCGGCAGCAAGUUAGUGCCGGAGGAGCUGCUGCUGGAGGUGAACGAGACCCCCGUGGCCGGGCUCACCAUCAGGGACGUGCUGGCCGUGAUCAAGCACUGCAAGGACCCCAUCCGGCUCAAGUGUGUCAAGCAAGGAGGCAUUGUUGAUAAGGACCUUCGUCACUACCUCAAUUUACGGUUCCAGAAAGGUUCGGUAGACCACGAGCUCCAGCAGAUCAUAAGAGACAAUCUCUACCUCCGCACAGUGCCAUGCACCACAAGGCCACAUAAGGAGGGAGAAGUCCCUGGUGUGGACUAUAUUUUCAUCACAGUUGAAGAUUUUAUGGAAUUGGAGAAAAGUGGUGCUCUGUUAGAAAGUGGAACAUAUGAAGACAACUAUUACGGCACCCCAAAGCCUCCAGCAGAACCAGCUCCAUUAUUGUUAAAUGUAACAGAUCAGAUCCUUCCAGGUGCCACUCCUGGGGCUGAAGGCAAGCGUAAAAGGAAUAAGUCUGUGAGCAAUAUGGAGAAGACGAGUAUUGAACCACCAGAGGAAGAAGAGGAAGAAAGACCUGUAGUCAAUGGAAAUGACAUGACAGUAACACCAGAAUCAAGUGAACAUGAAGAGAAGAGUACAGGUGUCUCAGGGGAGGUAUCUUCCACCCAACCUUGUCCUGCACCAGGAUAUACUCAGCCUGAAGAAGCAAAGGAGGAUAUGGAUAUAACGAAGCAGACAAAACCUGAAGAGAAUGAUGAUUUGGGCCCGUUGCCUGAUAAUUGGGAAAUGGCUUAUACAGACAAAGGGGAAGUCUACUUUAUUGACCAUAACACAAAGACAACAUCAUGGCUGGAUCCACGACUUGCGAAAAAGGCUAAACCUCCAGAAGAGUGCAAAGAAAAUGAGCUUCCAUAUGGCUGGGAGAAAAUUGAUGAUCCCAUUUAUGGCACUUAUUAUGUUGACCACAUAAAUAGAAGAACACAAUUUGAAAACCCUGUCCUAGAAGCAAAAAGGAAGCUACAGCAGCAUAACAUGCCCAACGCAGAACUUGGAACAAAGCCUAUGCAGGCCCAAGGUUUCCGAGUAGAAAGCUCCUCAUCAACAUUACCUAGGCCCAAACAUGCUCACCCGCGCCCUGCUCCUCAGAGGUCCCGCAGUGUGAAUGAUCUGUCUCAGUGUCGGCGCGACAAUGCUGGGAUGUACAGGCUGUAUGAAAAACCACUCUUCACCCGCGAUGCAUCACAGCUGAAGGGGACUUUCCUCAGCACAACUCUUAAGAAAAGCAACAUGGGUUUUGGAUUUACCAUCAUUGGUGGGGAUGAGCCAGAUGAGUUUCUUCAGGUGAAGAGUGUAAUUCCUGAUGGGCCUGCAGCACAAGAUGGGAAAAUGGAAACAGGUGAUGUCAUUGUCUAUAUUAAUGAAGUUUGUGUCCUUGGACAUACUCACGCAGAUGUAGUCAAACUCUUCCAGUCUGUUCCUAUUGGUCAGAGUGUCAACUUGGUGCUAUGUCGUGGAUACCCUUUGCCCUUUGAUCCUGAAGAUCCUGCCAACAGCAUGGUGCCACCCCUUGCAGUAAUGGAGAGGCCUCCGGUAGUGGUAAAUGGAAGACAUAACUAUGAAACUUAUUUGGAAUACAUUUCUAGGACUUCUCAGUCUGUUCCAGACGUAACAGAUCGACCACCACACUCCUUGCACUCCAUUCCAGCAGAUAGUCAGCUUGAUAGCACAUUCCCACCACCUGCCCAUGAUGAUAAUGUAUCAAUGGCUUCUUCUGGGGCCACACAAGCUGAACUCAUGACCUUAACCAUUGUGAAAGGGGCCCAGGGCUUUGGCUUCACUAUAGCAGACAGUCCUACAGGACAGAGGGUGAAGCAAAUUCUAGACAUUCAGGGAUGUCCUGGUUUGUGUGAAGGUGACCUCAUUGUUGAGAUCAACCAGCAGAAUGUACAGAACCUGAGCCAUGCAGAAGUAGUGGAUAUACUUAAAGAAUGUCCUGUUGGAAGUGAAACUUCUUUGAUUAUCCAUAGAGGAGGUUUCUUUUCUCCAUGGAAAACUCCAAAGCCUAUGAUGGAAAGAUGGGAGAAUCAAGGCAGCCCUCAAACAAGUUUGUCUGCUCCAGCUAUACCACAGAAUAUUCCCUAUCCACCCACCCUUCACAGGAGUUCAUUUCCUGAUUCAACAGAGGCCUUUGAUCCACGAAAACCUGACCCAUAUGAGCUGUAUGAGAAAUCAAGAGCUAUUUAUGAAAGUAGGCAACAAGUGCUGCCCAGGACUGGUUUUCGAGUGGAUUCCUCAGGUCCCGAUUACAAGGAGCUGGAUGUUCACCUUCGGAGGAUGGAGUCUGGUUUUGGCUUCCGAAUCCUGGGAGGAGAUGAGCCUGGGCAGCCUAUUCUGAUUGGAGCAGUAAUUGCAAUGGGCUCGGCAGACAGAGACGGUCGGCUCCAUCCUGGCGACGAACUGGUGUAUGUGGAUGGGAUUCCAGUGGCUGGCAAAACCCACCGAUACGUGAUUGAUCUUAUGCAUAACGCUGCCCGAAAUGGGCAAGUGAAUCUUACUGUGAGGAGAAAAGUGCUGUCAACGGAGUCCUCCAGCCAGAAAGGUCCCCUUCCACCCGGCGCGACGCCCCCUCGCAGCUCCCCCAGCGCUAGGAAAAUGGCCCAUAACCAAGGAGAACCGUGCCCAGAGAAUGGCAGAAGCCCAGGCUCAGUGUCUACUCACCACAGUUCUCCAAGAAGUGACUAUGCUACUUAUGCUAACAGUAAUCACGCUGUCUCUAGUAGUAAUGCUACACCCCCAGAGGGCUUUACUUCUCACAGCUUACAAACCAGUGAUGUUGUGAUCCACCGCAAGGAGAAUGAAGGUUUUGGCUUUGUUAUCAUCAGCUCCUUGAACAGGCCUGAAUCUGGGUCCACAAUAACUGUACCCCAUAAGAUAGGGCGGAUAAUUGAUGGAAGUCCCGCUGAUCGCUGCGCAAAACUUAAAGUUGGAGACCGGAUCUUAGCUGUGAAUGGCCAGUCUAUUAUUAACAUGCCUCAUGCAGAUAUUGUGAAACUAAUUAAAGAUGCAGGUCUCAGCGUAACACUUCGCAUCAUUCCUCAGGAGGAGCUGAGCAGCCCGGCCUCGGCGCCCGGCUCGGAGAAGCAGAGCCCGCUGGCGCAGCAGCACAGCCCCCUGGCCCAGCAGCACAGCCCCGGGGCGCCGCACAGCCCCCCGCCGCCCCCGCCGCAGCCCCUGCAGCUCCAGGGCCACGAGAACAGUUAUAGGUCAGAAGUAAAAGCAAGGCAGGAUGUGAAACCUGAUAUCCGGCAACCUCCGUUUACAGACUACAGGCAGUCUUCGACAGACUACAGGCAGCCGCCGCUUGACUACAGGCACCCUCCAGUAAUGGACUACCAGCAGCCGCCCCCUCUGGACUACAGGCAGCCGCCCUUGCUGGAUUACAGGCAGCAUUCGCCUGACACCAGGCAGUACCCUCUGUCGGAUUACAGACAGCCCCAGGAUUUUGAUUAUUUCACUGUUGAUUUGGAGAAGGGAGCCAAAGGUUUUGGGUUUAGCAUUCGAGGAGGAAGGGAGUACAAAAUGGAUUUGUAUGUGUUGCGGUUAGCAGAAGACGGACCAGCAAUAAGAAAUGGAAGGAUGAGGGUAGGAGAUCAAAUAAUUGAAAUCAAUGGAGAAAGCACAAGGGACAUGACACAUGCCAGAGCAAUAGAGCUAAUCAAGUCUGGUGGCAGGAGAGUGCGACUGUUGUUGAAACGUGGAACAGGCCAGGUCCCAGAAUAUGACGAACCAAACUCCUGGAGUGCUCCCUCUGCCACCUCCCCAGGUCUGCCGGAAGUAGCUCUUUCCCUCGAUGACAUAAUCUCACCAUUAUCUUCAUCACAUAUAGCCCCACCCUCUGACCCUUCUCACCAGAUAAGCCCAGAACCAACAUGGGAUAUCAAGAGGGAACACGAUGUAAGAAAACCAAAGGAGCUUUCGGUGAACGGUCACAAAAAGAAAAGGUUAGGAGAGCAAAGAGAAAGGUCAGCAAGUCCUAAAAAGGUAGACAGGUCAAAGCAUGAAGAGGCUUCUUGGAAAGGAUAUUCGGAAGGCAAAAAUAAGACCACUGAUGGUGGCAGGCCCACCUCAGAAAGUAAAGUGGUGGGACAUAGCGUUAUGAUCGAGGCGGGCGCAAGAGAGCACGUGUGUGCUGGAACCAGUGAUGAACAGUUUGGGAGGCUGAGGAAGCCGGAAAGCAAGAGAGGAGGAUCUCUUAGCAAAAAAGAAGAUCACAAAUCCGGAAAUACCAGUGAGAAGAAGUCAGCUGCAGCAUCUGACCAUGUCAAGCUUGACACAGGUGCUACCAAGACAUACAGUAGCAAUCGCUGCAGCUCACCUGGAAGUGAUAUGGACCACAGCCAGAGGGACCCUGACGGGAAACCCAGCGAGUUCCCCAGGAAGGGACAUCUCCACUCCAUCAACGCUCGCAGCACCAACACCACAGUUCGAAAGGCAACUGUCUCCCCAGGACCAUGGAAAAUCCCUGGCUCUGACAAGCUACCUAGCGUUCUGAAGGCUGGUACUUCUGCCAUGAGCAGAUAAACAAGGGACUGUUGCCCUCUAACUGUCUGAGAUUGACGCAGAACAUUCUUCUUAGUUUUUGUCUCACAUUGAUUUAUUUUAAUUUAUUUUAACUAUCACACAUAUACACGAAGCAUUGAGGAAUGAAAACAUUAGUGUGCAAUUCCAUGACAAUGUGCACAGUAUCUAGUAAGUUCAAAAGCAUAUAGUCAACACGGAGAUUUAAAAUCGACCCUAAAGUCCCAGUUCCAUUUUAGGGACUUUGGCAGCUAUGGAAGAAACCAAAACAAUAUGAAGGACAGUACAUCAGAGAAGGAUAGUGCAGUGUAGCUUUAGCAUUUUUUUUCCACUGCAUGAAGGACUUGGAUUUCAUUCAAACUUUAUAUCAAGAAACUGGAACAAGUUAGAGCAAUCACAAACUGGAACAUCGCCUUAAAUAAAACUGCACGGAGCAAGCUGAAAUCGAGAAAGGAUCUUUUCAUGGAGCUAAAAUGUUGUAAAUAAAUUGUUCUCAACAUAUCUAGACAGGGGUUAAAGGGUUUCUUUGAAGCAUUUGGAACUGUACACCCAUGACAUGUCUCCACUGUUAACACUUUGAGAUAGUCCACGUGAUACCCUGUAGCAUAGGUCACUGGGAGCUACGGGAGGCGCUGGGAAUCUAGUGGAUUAGUUUCUGUGAUACCAUUUCUACUGCCAUUUUUGUGAACAAACCAUAUUUCUGUACAUUGGAAAGGAGUUAGGGUGGAGUUGUAUUUGCAAAUUAUUCUCAAAAGCAAUUUACUACAGGUUCCCCGAAUACCGCAAGGUAGCACACAAACCAAUUGGUCAGGCUCAAAACGCCGGCAUUUGCAAGGCCCUUACAGCGAAAGGAAGAUUGCUGAAGAGAAAAGCUGCAGUUUCCUUAAGGAAAGGCCUUUCCCUCCUGCAGAAAAUGAUAGCCUCACUUAUCAACAGUGCUAUGUUUCACACCUAUUUGCAUUUAGUUCGGCUACUUUUACAUUCCCUUCCCUCGGUCUGGCAGAGCAGGCGCCUUUACGGCACACGUUAACACUAAAUAGACUGGUUUCUGAAACACAGUGUUUGGUGUCCUCAUUCGGUAAAUUUGAUAUAUUUCCAUUUUCAAAAUGGUUCCCAUUUUAUCAUUUUUUUCCCUACCUCCAUUUUUUUUUUUUUAUUUUAUUUUGGUCUUUUUAUGUUCAUCUUUCUUGCUUGUCUGUUUUGAAUUUCAAGCCUUAAGUGCCAGGUAAACAUUCCAGUCUGCCUUCACAGGAAAUAAUUCCCGGUUCGGUCAGUCAGUCAUCCUGUUUCAAAAAGAUGCCUGUGUGUAUGUGUAAGUGUGCAUAUGCUUAUUCGUCCGUCAAUAUUAAAACAAAAUCCUGGGCAAUAAUACAUUGAUAAUCUAAAAAAAAAAAAAAAAACCUAAGUACUGUCAAAAGUUCAUAUUUAAAAAUAUUGUUCUCUAGCAAUCUUAGUUCUUCAUAUGCUCUGCUCAAAAAUUAGAUUGAGAUUGGCUUCGUUCCAAGAAAUUAGCACAUCACUGUAUGUCUCAAACAUUGCACUGGACUGAGAAAUUUAUAGGCAUGUUCCUUCCUGUCCAAUUAUUUGAAAAGCCUCAAAUAAAGGAUUUUGCAGCUUUCAAACAUUUUUUAAUAAAAAGAUCCAUUUAUAAUUUCUAAAAAAGCACAAGUCCAUGUAGCUGUUUACAAAACUCUUAUUUAAUGAAAAAAAAUCUUUAUCCCCUGAACUAGAAUCCAAUAUAAUUUGCCAUUAAUUUAUUGAAUCUGAUUUUGGACAAUGCUUCUGUAGUGUAGAUGCACGUCCCAGUAUCUUAUUUUUAUGUAUAAAGAAAACAAACAAUGAAAUCUGAAAAACAGUUGAGAUUAUGCUAGCAUAAACUCUAAUUUGCACAGUUCACAGCUACUCCUUGUGCAGUAAUUGCUUUAUGCGGCUGUAAUCGAUAACCUGUGAAGACAGCACAUCAUCUAAACCCCAUUCCAAAUAAUAUUUCUGUGUAGUGUUAGCUGUGAAUUUACCCUGUACAGCUCUAUCUCUAUAAAUAUAAUUCCAUGUAUUAAUAGUCACAGAAAGGCUGUAAGUGAGCAACUAUUUUUAUGAAACGCACCACUAUGGAUAAAUUAACUUUUACAGAAAUCUUGUUUACUGUAUGAUAUUCUAAACCACUGUCAAAUAAAAUAUAUAUCCAAAAAUCUUUUUCUUUCAA